Ictalurus punctatus (channel catfish) is the source of this 1676-nucleotide messenger RNA. It is a transcript of the gene cdc37l1, whose product is annotated as cell division cycle 37-like 1. The record is from RefSeq and is a predicted model, not a curated record. The transcript has 8 exons. The coding region runs from base 476 to 1534 and encodes 352 amino acids. Gene Ontology annotation, biological process: protein folding; protein stabilization. Gene Ontology annotation, cellular component: cytoplasm. Gene Ontology annotation, molecular function: protein-folding chaperone binding; heat shock protein binding. NCBI's taxonomy places the organism in Eukaryota, Metazoa, Chordata, Actinopteri, Siluriformes, Ictaluridae.
AAUAAACCGUCAAACGCCUGUUUUUGAGCUGUAGAAUUAAUUCUUAAUCGCAUAAAAUUUCACUAGCGUGCCUAAAGUGCUUCUAAUAAGAGAGCGUUUUGCAUUGAUGACAUAAUAUCUGUCUGAAUAUUUUUUUUUUUAACAAUUAUAAAAUAAAAGUUUAAGGCUAGCAUAUGACUUGCGGAAUCGAAAUUAUUGUUGUUGUUGUUACAGGCUGAAUCCCAAACCACUUACUAGUUUGUGCAUAUGCGCACUACGUAGGGCGUGAGAUAGAGGUUUCUGAGCACUACGUCAUCCACUAAAGAAUCCAAUAGGAAGCGAUUUGAGACACAGCCCGACUAAGAUUACAUGACUGUUACUGCUGAUGGCGAUGUGAAGCCGAAAAUGAUUGCGUUUGCUUGCUUUCCGAGUUGAACAGCCACUUUUCGGGGUUAUUAACACCACGAUUAGUUUUAAGGAAGACAAAAACCUGAAGAUGGAGUGGUUUGUAAACGGAGGAGCCAUGAAGUUACCACCUGAGGAGAGCCGCUGCACGAGUGACAGCCAAAACCGACCUCACGAGGUCAGUACGGAGAGCAUAGCAUCUCUGUGCGAGAAGCAGCAGCGGUAUGUGAAGGCCUCCAUUGUGUCCAGUUGGCAGUUGGUGGAGGCUCAAGACCGGCUCUGUGGUCUGGAGCUGCACGGUUCUGAGUCAGUAGAACAGGCCCGGGCCCGGGCGCUUGCUUCCUCCACACACCUGUCUGAGACCGAGGAGGAGUGGAGGAGGAAGGAGAGCAUGCUGGACUCCCGAUGGAGCCCCGUCACACAGGACCCUGGACACAGUGGCUUCGACAAGAGCAUCAUAAACGAUCCCGAGCCCAGGGGGAUGGACACGGAUUUCGACAAGAGCUUAACCUUCGUCCAGCGCCAUGAGGAGGAACUGAAGCAUUUCGGAAUGUUGAGGAGGUGGGACGACAGUCAGCGUUUUCUGGCGCAGUUGCCUCACCUGAUCUGUGAGGAAACAGCAAAUUACCUGAUCUUAUGGUGCUUUCGACUCUACGCUGAAGAGAAAGAAGCUCUGAUGGAGCAGGUCGCUCACCAGGCCGUAGCCAUGCAGUUUAUCUUGGAGAUGGCCCGCAGUGCGCAGCAGGAUCCUCGUGCCUGUUUCCGCCAGUUCUUCCACAAAGCCAAAGCGGGACAGGAAGGAUAUUUGGACGUCUUCCACACUGAACUCGAGGCCUUUAAACACAGAGUGAGGGAGUACGCCGUCAAGCCCAAAGUGGACACGCCCAAAACUCUGGAGCAGCUGUGUACGCCGGCCAGCUGCAGACUCGACCCUAAAGAAGUGCUGGAGUCUCUGCCUCCUGAACUGAAGGUGUGUAUUCAGUCUCAGGACAUGCACAUACUCCAGAAUGUUCUCCGCACCAUGAACCCUCAGGUGGCAGAGUAUCAUAUAAAGCGAUGUUUGGAGGCGGGGCUCUGUUCACAUCCUGGGCGGGGCUCAAAAGAUGAGGACAUAGAAGCGGAGGAUCAGAGGAUGAUGGAGAUGUCCUAACACACACACACACACACACACACACACACACACACAGUGUUUUGCUUGUGUUCAGGACGAUGAUGAAGUGUGUGAACAUCAAGUGAAGAUCAGACGACUGAACAUGACCUUCAUCCUGGAGGAGGAGGAGGAGAGUGAGAGG